AUGCAGUCAAGUAUUCUUCGAUACGUUCGUUUUUUUACAUCGAUCCAAGUGGUGGUGGUGGUGGUCGUGUCGGCCAUGAUGCUGACCUUUAUCAUGUUCAAUACUCCAUCCUCCUAUAUACUUUGGAUGACAUCCUCCACGAGUGCCAUCACCACUUUAUGGAGCCAACCAUCCCCAUCAUGGAUACUGGACUUGCUAUUCCAUCAUCAUGGGUCCACAAAUAUCCAUGCUUUCAACAAAAAUCCACACCAUGAUCAUUCAUCCAAUGUUGAACGUAAAGGUUAUCAUAUCUAUUCCACUUCACUCCCAACUCGAUCUCAACUCAUUGCUCAAUUGUCUCAUUCCAACACAACAUUCAACUCAACAUCCAUCAAUGUGGAGGAAAAACCAAUCUUUGAUGUCAUUGUCAUUGGAGGUGGAUGUGUUGGAAGUGGAAUUGCCUUAGAUGCUGCACAUUCUCAUUCACUCAAAGUUGCACUUUUUGAAAAGGAAGACUUUGGGAGUGGAACGAGUUCAAGAUCGACAAAAUUAUUACAUGGAGGAGUUCGAUAUCUUCGAAAAGCAUUCCAUCAAUUCGAUCUCGCUCAAUUCAAACUUGUUCGAGAAGCACUCGAAGAACGAUUUUAUAUAUUGAAUCAUUUAGCACCUCAUUUAACGAAUACUCUACCUAUUAUAACACCCAUCUAUGAAUGGAGUGAAUUCAUUCCAACCAUGAUACAAUUGAAACUCUAUGAUUGGAUGUCCACAUCAUCUUUUCAUGUUGCACCAAGUUAUUUUGUGAGUGCUGAACGUGCUCUUGAAUUAUUUCCAAUGAUUAAGAAACAUAAUUUGAAAGGAGCCAUGGUGUAUCAUGAUGGUCAAUUUGAUGAUGCACGAUUGAAUUUGGCAUUGAUUCAAACUGCCAUACAUUCACAUCAAGUGGUUGCAUUGAAUCGAUUUAAAGUUAUCAAGUUAUUACAUUCCAAUAAUGAGGAUUGGAGGGAGAAUGAAGAAAAGAAGAAUCAAGAAUUGAAUCCUUCUAAAUAUAUAGAUAAUAAUGAAAUUAUUAAUAAUAAUAUAAAGAAUCAAGAAUUGAAUCCUUCUCAAUAUAUAGAUAAUAAUAUAAAGAAUCAAGCAACGACUCGUUCCAUCCAAGGUGUCAUGGUAAGAGAUGAAUUAACACAACAAGUCUAUACUGUGAAAUCUCGAGUUGUGAUCAAUGCUGCUGGACAUUUUGCAGAUGAUAUUCGAUUCAUGGAUGAUGAGAAUUCUCAACAAGUAUUACAAGCAUCUGUUGGUAUUCAUAUUGUGUUAAAUGGUACAUUUUGUCCAUCUCAUGAAGGAUUAUUAAUUUCAAAAACAAAAGACAAGAGAGUCAUCUUUUUAUUACCAUGGCAAAACAAGACAUUGGUUGGAACGACAGAUUCUAAAUUUAAUGAAUCAUCAUCCUAUUUAACCAAUCAUCCAACACCUCGUGAAGAAGAUAUUCAAUACUUGUUGGAUCAUGUCAAUGAAUAUUUUAAUGUUCAAGUGAGAAGAAGUGAUGUGAAAUCAGCAUGGGCAGGAAUAAGACCAUUGAAGAAACCACAAUUUCCAUCCAUUGGUGAUCAGACUGCAUCCAUUUCAAGAGAACAUGCCAUUUAUACUUCUCCAAGUGGUUUAUACACAAUUAUUGGAGGUAAAUGGACCACCUAUCGAUCCAUGGCAUCCGAUAUCAUGCAUCGAAUUGUACAAGAAUUGAAAGAAUUUAAAUCAUCAUCCACACACGAGUUAAAAUCCUCAACUCGAACUCUUUCUCUAUAUGGAUCACUUGAGUUUAAUUCUACCUAUCAUCAAUUCAUGAAAUUUGAAAGAGACAUUUCACAACACAUCAAUCAAGCAUAUGGUGAUCAGGGAUAUCUUGUUGAAAAGAUUGCACUUGAAGAGAAUUUAUCAUCAAGAAUUCAUCCUCAAUAUCCUUACAUUGAAGCAGAAGUGAUUUAUAGUAUUCGAAAUGAAUAUGCUUUGAAAAUUAUGGAUAUUAUUGAACGUAGAACUAGAUUGUACUUUAUUGAUACCCAAGCAUCCAUAGAAAGUAUUCCAAAAAUAUCAAAAUUAAUGGCACAAGAACUUGGUUGGAAUGAGCAUGAACGUUUAGCACAAGUUGAAGAAUGUAUGAAAAUAUUUGAAAAACAUUGUAACUGA
Molecule: messenger RNA, 2163 nt
Organism: Naegleria lovaniensis
Lineage: Eukaryota; Heterolobosea; Eutetramitea; Acrasida; Naegleriidae
Exons: 3
Coding region: 1-2163 (720 amino acids)
Biological process (GO): glycerol-3-phosphate metabolic process
Cellular component (GO): glycerol-3-phosphate dehydrogenase (FAD) complex; mitochondrion
Molecular function (GO): glycerol-3-phosphate dehydrogenase (quinone) activity
Source: RefSeq, a predicted model, not a curated record